AUGAAUAGAGAAAUAACCGAAAACAAAGAAAGUCAUUUAAUUAUUGUUGAUUUAGACGGAACAUUGCUGAAUAGAGAUUUUUCCACUCUCAACCAGAAAAACAAAAAAGUUCUCCAAGAAUUAAAAAAAAGAGGGCAUAAAAUCUGUAUCGCUACUGGACGGAACUACUUUUCCGCCUUGCCAUUUUAUCAAGAGAUAGGCUUAGAUACCUUUUUAAUUACUUAUAACGGUGCUUAUAUUAAUCACCCUUUAAAAAAAGAUAGCCCAACCGUAACCAUUCCCAUUGCUAAUUCCGUUGUUAGAGAUAUAUUGGCAGAAAAAAUAGUUAAAGACAAUUUGCUUAACUUUAUGGUUGACUCUAUAGAUAGGCAAAGCAUUUCGACUAGCGACGAUGUUUAUUAUCAAGAAAUCUUUUUCAAUAAUAAUCCUUAUAUUAAAGGUGAUGUUUUACAACAUUUAGGUGAGAAAGAUUGUUUACAAUUAGUUCUGGAAUUUCCCAAUGAAGAAAGAAAAAUUAACCAAAUUAUUUCUACGCUAAGAAAAAAAUUCAAAUCUAGCAUUACUUUCUAUUGUGGUGAAAAAUUAAAAGCUGAACAAGAGGGAGAAAAGAUUUUGGUUCUGGACCGCGAGAAAUUAAUAAUUAAAAUCCGUAAUUACAAUGCUAACAAAGGGGAAGCAGCCAAAUUAGUGGCAGGUUAUUAUAAUACUCCUUUACUGCGAACCAUUGCUUUUGGUAAUGAUAUUAAUGAUAUGGAAAUGAUGAAUAAAGUGGGGAUCGGAGUAGCGGUAUCCAAUAGUGUUAAUAAUUUAAAAGCCUACGUUCACGAUAUUACCGAAUUUGAUAGCCAUAGCGGGGGGGUAGCCGAAUAUUUAACUAAUUAUUUUGGGUUAGACAAAUAA
Messenger RNA from Ambispora gerdemannii, 900 nucleotides. NCBI's taxonomy places the organism in Eukaryota, Fungi, Glomeromycota, Glomeromycetes, Archaeosporales, Ambisporaceae. The record is from the annotation of a GenBank genome assembly.